AUACGACAGGUUGAAGUUUCCCCCAACACGGAAGUUGAUACGUUACUGGGUUCCCAAGAUGAACUAUAUUUCGAGCCUUUUCGAUUUUGUUUGAUUUCAUUUAGGAAAAGGAACAUUAUGUCAUAGUAUUUACAAUGAAAAUGCGUGGCAGGUUUCGUGAUGGACUGUGGAAGAUUUAUAGUUUUGUGUCUGCGUUCGAGUUUACGAGUGGGGUCGUGUUUGUAGUCACAUUAUCUUGUGUCCUGAGCAUCGUUACGAAUCACUUCAACAUUUCGGGACAUACACUAAGUCUGGAAUCCAGCGUUGUUCUCAACGGCCAUGUUCACAAACUUCUCACCUACUGCUUUUACCAUAAGGAUGUUGAACACCUCUUUCUCAGUGUGGCUGUGCUAGUGUCGUUCUGCAGUGGAUUAGAGAAAGGAGUGGGCACAGUGCGAUUCCUGCACCUUUUACUUUUUCUGGUCACUUCUAUUGGCGUAAUACAUGUACUACUGGAACUGCUGUUGUUUUCUCCAUCUACAAGGAGUUCAGUUUCAGGCCUAAUCCCAGCUUCUCUCGCCAUGCUGGGCAUGGUGACCAUCAGUUCCCGCAUGAGGAAGGCAUUCCUGCUAGGCUUUACUGUGCCCACUGCAGCUCUUCCCUGGCUCCUGAUGUUCAUUGUUUAUCUCUUUAUCCCAAAUACUGUGUUCUUAUGCAAUGUCCUGGCUGUAAUUACUGGGCAGAUGUAUGGCAUGAAAUGGUUUUCAGUGUUUCAGAUGUCUGAGUCCAAAGCGUGUGUGUUUGAGAAGAUGGUGCCAUUCAGAUUGCUGAAGAAAAUAACAUGGGUGCAUUUUGUCCCUGCAUCCGCAGGGGAGCGAAAAAAAAUCCUGCACACUAUAUGCAGCCCAUCACCUGGCUCAUACCCUGUCCAGUCUUAUGCUCCAGCAUCUAUGUUUGCUUCUCAAGCCAAAGGAAAUGCUCUAAGCAGCGUAGAUGGUUGGUCACAUUCAACCAUUAUCCAACAGAACUACACAAAACCUUCUCUAAACCCUGGAUAUAGCAUUGGGCCCAGAUUUGGAUCCAGCCAUGGACAUACACAUGGACAUGACUGUGGACACGGGCACAGUCAUCAAUAUCAGGCCAGCGAUUUUUGGAUGCCAAAGUUUCCUUAUGCCCAUUCUCAUUUUAGCCCUCAUAUGAAUAUGGUUGUACAGUCUUUUGGUAACCCAUCACACACAACAGUUCAAGGCGACUCUGUGGCAUCUGUCCCCGUGCUCUCCACUUAGCAAUGUCUACCUGAGUGGAGCAGUCCACCCAAAAUGUAAAAUAAAAAUGCAUAUAGUGAUGCUGACCCAUGAUAACAGUUGGAGGGCCUUAUACAGGCACUCUGUAGCUAAGAAUAACAAGCCAGCCAUGAAUCAAUGUAACUUUUGAUUUUGUGAUGCUGUACUACAAGCUGAUAUAGGGUGCGUUUACUUUUUCUUUUUUUUAUUAUUGUUGCUUUACUAUCUUACUCAAAACAAUUUUUACUCAUCAGUGUGUAAGAAAUACUGCAUUGCAAAAAAGUAAAAACAGAUUUAUACAUGAAAAUAUAUAUAUUUAAAAAAGUAUAUAUAUAUUUAUAUAUAUAUAUGUAUACUUAUAUUUACAUACAGUCCCCUCUGAAAGUAUUGGAACAGCUAAACAAAUAAUUUUUUUUGCUAUACUGAAGAAAUUUGAGGUUAAAUGUUGAAUAUGAAAUCUGAAAUAUGAAUAUAUGAAUAUGAAAGAGAAUAUGAUCAGAAUUUCAGCUUUCAGUUCCUGAUGCCUCAUUAUUAACAAACAUUGUCAUUAGAGCUGCUACAACUAAUCGAAAAAAUCGACAAUAAUCGUUUAUGAAAAUUGUUGUUAACGAAUCUCAUUAUCGAUAAGUGCCUGCACGCGGCACCAGGUACAUUUACUCAUUACGUUAUUUCUCUUCCAAAAACACACUUCAGAGAGUAAAUACUAAAGUUGUGUCCCAAAUGACGUGCUAUACACCUACACUAUGCACUGUGUACUCUACCGUCUAGUGUAUGAAUUUUAGAAAGGUAAUAUCAUCUCAAAUGGGACAGUUUUUUUUGUUUUUUUUACUAACCGGAAGUAUAAGCCGGUGCAUUUUAUAUUAAACACCGCGGAGAUGAUCAAACUUUAUAAAGCGGAGUUUGUGUAGCAGGGAAGCACGACAGUGAUACACAAGCACAAACUUAUGUUUAUAUCCAAAAUGCUCCACUGUGUGUAAGGGGCAGGGGAAACUGGUGCGAGUUGCUUAAAAGGUUUAGUUUUAUUUAAGUUUAUUGUUAUUAUAUGCUGUGUUUGUAGUCAGUGUAAAUUCUGUUGUUUAUUAAAACGGAAGUGAUCUGUUAGUAAUAAGGCCGUGUUGCUCCUCACCCGCGGUGUAGACGCAGUGAUGCACAGUGUGAGCGCAAGUACAAUCUGUAAUGUCUCAUUAAAAUACUAUGAGCAAAAGUAAACACAAGGAAAACAAUAUGCCUAAAGAGAGUAACAGAAGCCACAAGGUGCAAUAUAUAUUAAUUUAGGACUGUAAUUUAAUUCAGUGCUUUUUGCGCAUUCAUAAAAAAUAAUGCAUAAAUACUUAUACAUAUAUUUCUCUGCAUACUUGACAUGUACAUGGUACUAUGUCCUCAUUCUCCUCCUAAUUGGCUGUCAAUAAACAUUUAUUCGGAGGCAAAACAAAGCUGAAAGGAAACAGAAAAGCAAUGGACUGUUGGAAUAGCGGUGUCAUCUUCCAGACACACACACACACAUAUAUACAUAUAUAUAUAUAUAUAUAUAUAUAUAUAUAUAUAUAUAUAUAUAUAUAUAUAUAUAUAUAUAUAUAUAUAUAAAGUAUUUAUGCAUUAUUUUUUAUGAACUACAGUCCUAAAUUAAUAUAUAUUCUGGUGUGUGUCUGUGUGUAUUGGGUACUUUUCAGUCUUAUAUAAUUGGACAAACAGUUGUGUAAAUUUUUAGUCUGAAGUUUAUGAAAAUUAUGAAUUAUGAAACAAUUGUUUAAUUGAACAAUUAUGAAAAUAAUUGUUAGUUGCAGCCCUAAUUGUCACAAAGCUUUUAUUAAAAUCUGGGUCUAGAAUUCA
Molecule: messenger RNA, 3092 nt
Organism: Ictalurus punctatus (channel catfish)
Lineage: Eukaryota; Metazoa; Chordata; Actinopteri; Siluriformes; Ictaluridae
Gene: rhbdd2
Product: rhomboid domain containing 2
Exons: 4
Coding region: 135-1265 (376 amino acids)
Cellular component (GO): membrane
Molecular function (GO): serine-type endopeptidase activity
Source: RefSeq, a predicted model, not a curated record